CUAUACUUUUUAACCUGUUUUCACGUUCGUCCAAGAUCUUGAGAGGGAGAAACAGAGAGCCGUGGGAGCAGAGAGAGAGAGAGAAGAAGGAAAGAGAGGGAUUGCAUCAAGAAGCUCCCUUGAUUUCUCAAGUUCAUACAACACACGGUAAGGACACUUACCAGAUUCAGCAUCUACCCUUCGGUGAUGGAACCAACAGCAACCCUGCUUUAUUUGGAUUACCUUGACGCUACAAGCCCAGAUCCUCCUCUCAUGAAGACUCCCUCCCACAUUUCCUACACAUCUGUGUUUCUCCCUAUCUUUUACACAGCUGUGUUCCUGACUGGAAUACUGGGGAAUUUCAUCCUCAUGAUUGCGCUGCAUUUCAAGCACGGCAACCGAAGACUGAUCGACAUCUUUAUCAUCAACCUGGCAGCUUCUGACUUCAUUUUCCUUGUCACACUGCCUCUUUGGGUGGAUAAGGAAGCCUCUCUGGGACUAUGGAGGACUGGCUCCUUCCUGUGCAAAGGCAGCUCCUAUGUGAUCUCUGUGAACAUGCACUGCAGUGUCUUCUUGCUCACGUGCAUGAGCAUGGACCGGUACGUGGCUGUCAUGCGCCCAGCCUUAUCCAGGAGGCUGAGAAGGAGAAACUGUGCCCAUGCGGUCUGUGCCUGCGUCUGGAUCGUCUCGUGCCUCCUGGGGCUGCCCACUCUACUGUCUAGGGAGGUCACUCUCUUGGAAGGCAAGCCAUACUGCGCAGAGGAGAAAGCCACUUCCAUUAAACUAAUGUGGGGUCUGGUAAACUUGGUCAGCACCUUUUUUGUCCCCCUGCUGAGCAUUUUGACUUGCUACUGUUGCAUCACAAGGAGGCUGUGUGCUCAUUACCAGCAAUCGGGAAAGCACAACAAAAAGCUGCGGAGGUCGAUCAGGAUCAUCAUUAUCGUUGUGGCGGCCUUCACCUUCUCCUGGUUACCCUUUAAUACUUUCAAGCUCCUAGCCAUUGUUUCGGGGCUGCGGCCAGAACUUCAGUUACCCUCUGUGUCUUUUCAGCUGGCCAUGGGGGUGACUGGGCCCUUGGCGUUUGCCAACAGCUGUGUCAAUCCUUUCAUUUACUAUGUCUUUGACAGCUAUAUCCGAAGGGCCAUUGUACGCCCUUGUCUGAAGAAUUCUGACUCUGGGAGCAGCACUGAGACAUCAGACAGUCACCUCAGUAAGGUUUUCUCCAACUUCAUUCACGCAGAGGAUUUUGUCAGGCGGAGGAAGAGGUCUGUGUCACUCUAAGAGAAGCUGCAACAUGACUAGCUCUGUUGGCACUCUUAGGAAGCUGGGUUUUGUCAGCAGCAGAGAAAGAGAAAAGCAUUAAUGAUGACAUUCAUAUUGCUUCAGAAAUCCAAGGAAGUGCUGAUUUGUUUUUUAAAGGCCUCCCUGAAGAGCUCCUGCGUUGUGGACAUAAUUAUGUCAUUUGCUUCAUUUUCAGCUAAACAGUCUUACUUGGUAAUCAAGCCAACUGGGUAAAAUAUAGACUUCAUUGUCCUUGAACUCAGAGGCUGAUUUCUUCAUGUGUGUCAACACCCCUUCAGGCCUUUCAAGACCAUCGACUGUUCGCAAUGGGCUGUGUUUUGAAGACAUGCUUUCACCUGGUAAGGCAUGUAGUGGGAUGCAGGAUAACAAGAAUGUGGGCUUGCACUCUGUAGCUCACUGUCCCUGAGUUACUGACAUGGAUUCUGGCCCCGUUUAAUAUUCUGUCUGGUGGGUCUUCCUCUCCCUCCAGUGUUGGUUUUCAUCCCAAGCCAUUCUCAACAGCUUUGGACCGGCCAAAAAAAGAAAAAUAAAAAAAAUACAAAACGUGAGGAUAAACCACUUUUCAUUGUGAUUAUGAGUUGAGACUCACCUCAUCACCCAAUCUGAAAUAUGUUAGCAAUUACACAUUAUGCAAGGUUUGACAUUUGUCUUGUGAGAAACGUUGGUAACAGUGCAGGUUAUGAUAAUGCUACGGUCACUGCUUUUGUAGAAGACUUUAAUAUGCUGUUUGUUUUCGUUGCCUUUAUAAAUUAGAAUUUGACUUUGUUGUAAUUACAUGUUUUGAAUUGCCUGUCAUCUAGUUAUCAAAUGAAAAUGUUACUACGAAUGUAAUUGGAGGUUGGAGGCUUGGGCCCACCCCCAUGCAGACUAUCGCUUAGGGUUCUAAUUAAAAUGUUACUGUGUACAUUCCUUUAACAAUUCGUUUGCUUGGUGUAUAUAAUUUCAAGAUGAUGUGGGAUGCUCUGUAUCCAGCUGAAGUACAAGGUCUAUAAGAGCAGUGGUGCCGGUGUGUUACCUAUGCUUUCAAUCCCAGAACCAUGCUGAGUCUUCUGACCUCAUACGAUAGUCACUUAGUUGGCUUGCACCCAUAUUUAAAGCAAAAAGAAAAAGAAAUACAAUUAAUGGUAACAAUA
This is a messenger RNA of Meriones unguiculatus (Mongolian gerbil), 2414 nucleotides long. RefSeq names its product G protein-coupled receptor 15 (gene Gpr15). The record is from RefSeq and is a predicted model, not a curated record. Lineage: Eukaryota; Metazoa; Chordata; Mammalia; Rodentia; Muridae. Bases 187 to 1260 code for a protein of 357 amino acids. Gene Ontology annotation, cellular component: membrane. Gene Ontology annotation, molecular function: G protein-coupled receptor activity. Gene Ontology annotation, biological process: G protein-coupled receptor signaling pathway; immune response. The transcript has a single exon.